UAUGAAAUUUUCUGUUAAUUUGUAUUGAACAUAGGGAGUCUAAGAGUGCAGGGCCCCCACGCGCGCAUUUUACUGCAUCAUUUUUGGAACGUCAUCUGAGAGACAUCGUAGAUUUCUUUCAGCUUCUUUCCUAGAAUAAUCUUACUAUAAGUUAAACAGAACUGAGCUCCACUCAAAAAUAACGUUUUUGCGGAAUGAAUGUCCUUCAUUUCGCAAACCAUUUAUGACUGAUCAUUUUACACAGUACUAAUAAAAUUGUUUUGAUUUUUUUAGAUAAAGCAUAUGAGGACAGUGGGGAGCGCUAAUAUUGGCCAAUGUGUCAAUAAUAUCUUGAGAAGAUUAAUGAUUGAUGAGCUGGCCAUGAAAUUCUCAUAUACUGGCCGUGCAUCAAACGGGAACACAAAAACUCCAUUUCAUGGGAGUGAGAUAUCGAAAUGCAUACUGAUUGCUGUUCAAACGUUUUUUGGUGACAUUGCAAUUGAAGUGAAAUAUGGAUCGUUGGCGUCGAAAUGGCUUCAACAAGCCAGAACAAGGUUGUUGAGAAGGACCAAGAGCAGAGAGACUACGCCUCAUGAAGCUCAAAUCGAGGACGAUAGCAGUUCAAAGUAAAAAUAUAUAAUAAGUUAUAUAUUAAAAGUUCAAUUUUUGUAAUA
Messenger RNA from Nilaparvata lugens (brown planthopper), 653 nucleotides. RefSeq lists its product as uncharacterized. Bases 283 to 609 code for a protein of 108 amino acids. The record is from RefSeq and is a predicted model, not a curated record. The transcript has 3 exons. Lineage: Eukaryota; Metazoa; Arthropoda; Insecta; Hemiptera; Delphacidae.